This is a messenger RNA of Acanthochromis polyacanthus (spiny chromis), 3147 nucleotides long. RefSeq names its product tripartite motif-containing protein 16-like protein. NCBI's taxonomy places the organism in Eukaryota, Metazoa, Chordata, Actinopteri, Pomacentridae. Gene Ontology annotation, molecular function: protein binding. Bases 101 to 1594 code for a protein of 497 amino acids. The record is from RefSeq and is a predicted model, not a curated record. The transcript has 9 exons.
CUCCCAUAGCCUCCGCCCUGCCUCCCUGCUUCCUGUUUCUCCAGCUGACUGGGCGGACACUUCAGGGUUCUGUGCCUGACUCCAGCCUCCUCCCUCUACAAUGGCUCAGGCCCUGCUCAGUGUGGACAGUGCACAGUUCAGCUGCUCCAUCUGUCUGGAGCUGCUCAGGGAUCCGGUCACCAUCCCAUGUGGCCACAGCUACUGCAUGAGCUGCCUCACAAACCACUGGGACCGCCAGCCAGUCUGCAGCUGUCCACAGUGCAGAGCCACCUUCAGUCCCAGACCCAAGCUGGGCAGGAACAACCUGCUGGUGGAGAUGAUGCAGAAACUCAGUACUGUGGGCCAGACUGAGGGCCCCUCUGCUCCUCCUCUGUAUGAGCUCCUGGCCCCUGCAGAGGGCCAAGGCUUUGAGCACGCCACCUUUGACGUGUCCUCUGUGCGUCCUGAAGUGACUGAUGGACAGAGGAUCUUGGGGGAAACACGCAGACAGCUGGCAGCACAAAUUAAAGAGAGGGAAUCAGAAGUUCAACAGCUAAAACACAGUCUGAAGUCCUUCUCUCGUUUGGCCAAAGCAGCGGUGAAGGACAGCAGCAGGAUCUUCUCAGAGCUGAUGGAGUUUUUGGAGCACCGUCGUGUUGAGAUGAAGGAGCUGAUCAGGGCUCAGGAGAAGGCUGAACUCACUCGAGCUGAAAACCACCUCCAGCAUCUGGAGCGGCAGAUCUCAGAGCUGAGGAGGAGAGACGCUGAGCUGGAGGGAGUUUUCCACACUCAGGAUCAGCAGCUGAUCACACAGAUGUGUCAGUCUUGUGGUCGUUCAGUCCCUGAGGCGAGCAGCUCUCUGACAGUCAGUCCACACGUCUCCUUCGGACCUGUGAGGACGGCCAUCUCCCAGCUGAAGGAGCAGCUGCAGACCCUCUACAACACAGAAUUUCCAAAUGUCACCUCCACAGUAAAAACUGUAAGCCUUCUGCAGAUGGAAAAGACCAACACAGCUGUAGAAGCUUGGGAUUCUGCACACGUUCCUGCUUUGGACAACAGAGCUGAUCUCCUGCAGUAUUUCUGUCCGCUGUCUUUGGACCCGUUCACUGCACACAGGGAACUUUCUCUGACUGAAGGAAACCGCGUGGCCAGACGAACCGGACAAUUACAGACGUACCCAGACCACCCUGACCGCUUUGACUCCUGGGUCCAGGUGUUGUGUCGUGAGGGUCUACAAGGCCGCAACUACUUCGAGGUGGAGUGGGACGGCCAGCAGGUGGCUCUGGGGCUCACCUACGAGACCAUCGGAAGAAAGGGAUCAUCGGAUCACUGCAGACUGGGACACAACUAUCUCUCCUGGAGCCUCCAGUGCAGCUCGUCCUCCUUCAUCCUCUGUCAUGGAAACCAGAAGAAGGCGGUGGAAGUUCCCUCCGGAUCUGUAUCUCACAGGAUCGGGGUGUUCCUGGACCAUGAUGUAGGUCUGCUCUGCUUCUACGUGGUGAUACCCAGAGGAGUCCAUCUCCUACACAGAGUGGAAACCAAAUUCGACAUGCCUCUCUACCCUGCAGUGUGGCUCGGAGCCAACUGUAGCGUCAGCCUCUGUACCAUCAACUGAGCACGGCCAUCCAAACAUCUACAUGGAAAACACAUGGAGUUUUUAGUGUUACUUUAACUGACUCAGGUAUUAACCACUAGUGCAUGUCAGAAAAAUAGAAUAGUGACUCAAAAAUUCAAAUUUUGAAAGGUAACCUUUCAUUACUCCGCCAAGGAAAUGGAGUUAUGUGACGGCUGGCGUACGUGAAUCCGUCUGUGUGAAACAUUACGGAAAAACAAACCAACGGAUUUGGAUGAAAUUUUCAGGGAAGGUCAGAAAGGACACAAGGAACAAGUGAUUAAAUUUUGGCAUUGAUACGGCUUAUAAUACGGAGCCCCUCUGAUGACGUUAAAAAAAAUAAAUUGUGGCCACAACAUAGCUAUAACGUGCCCAUGAAAUGCUACUUCGUUCGCACGAAGUGGGUACAACAUGCACUCGAAAUACUAAUUUGUGCCCACGAAAUACCAACUAAUACUAUUAAUAUCAUUCCUGGACAGCUGGGUAAGCAAAUUGAGCGCACCCUCUCCACAACCUGCAAUAAUAUGUGUACGGGCUGUACCUACGUGAUGUUCCUAAAAUGAGUGUCUUUUCUUAGUUGUUCUAGUUCAUAUCGUGUUAUCCCGCAUUUAGGAAGUUAUUUAUUUAGGCCUGUGUUUGUUGCAACGGGUAGCCUAUCUGCUGAUGUGUCACCCAAUAAACAAACUUUUUAUCCUCAUCCUGUUACUACAGGCUGUUUUGUUGUGCCAAUAUGUAGCCGUAAACUCAUUUGUGUCUGUAGGAGCUGCAGCCCUGCACACAUAUCAGGACACUUUUCAAGAACAGCUAAGGGGUGUAGGCAUACUACUAAGCAAGGUAUGUUGAGCAUGUUGGCUUAAAAUGAGCUCAAAUAAAUGUAUUUUAAGGAUACAGCAGGUAGAUACCGUAAAACUGCUCACCAUCCAAUGAGGCCGGAGAAAUUGUUUAUUGAAGCUUGCAUUUAAAUAAAAUUUAUUAAAACAAAAACACAAUAUAAACACUUAAGGGUGGCAAACGUAAAGUAUUAAGAAAAAGUACAGUUUGAAGACAUGAAUUACAACAUAGAAAUCACCUCUGCACACCAUGAGUGCGGUGAUAAAAAGCAACAUUAGCUCCAGAAAAACCAUGUCUAUUCAACACAGCAUAACAGCAACAGUUUAGUGCGAGAGCUGAAGGCGUAAUGUGGGUGGCUUUACUUCCUCCUCUAACUGAAACAGAGACUGUUUUGUAGCUGUUUGUCAAAUCCAGCAGCUUCUGUUUUAUGCAGAAAAAUAAGCAGAAACUAUGGUGGGCUUUGCACGCUGAGGAAGCUCUGGAAAAAAAAGGAAAAUGAAAAGAAUGUAUUUAAACAGCCAUUACAUCAUUCCAACGUGUCAAUUAAAAACAGUUUCUUCUUCUUUUAAUGUCAAAGUGAAGACAUCCAAACCAGUAUUAGAACAUGGUUGUAAGGUAAUUACAAUGCGGAUGGUGUAAACAUGACUAUGUGAAGUGCUACGAGGUGACAUAUGCUGUAAACUGGAACUAUAUAAAUAAAAUCUAACUGAAUUCAAGCACUGAUA